This is a messenger RNA of Hemicordylus capensis (graceful crag lizard), 2787 nucleotides long. It is a transcript of the gene RRP36, whose product is annotated as ribosomal RNA processing 36. Gene Ontology annotation, cellular component: 90S preribosome; nucleolus. The record is from RefSeq and is a predicted model, not a curated record. Bases 181 to 1275 code for a protein of 364 amino acids. The transcript is spliced from 8 exons. Gene Ontology annotation, biological process: maturation of SSU-rRNA from tricistronic rRNA transcript (SSU-rRNA, 5.8S rRNA, LSU-rRNA). Lineage: Eukaryota; Metazoa; Chordata; Lepidosauria; Squamata; Cordylidae.
CUCAUCCCCGUUGCCAGGAAACGGGAAGGAGCGGCGGCGGCGUCGCGGCCUACAGGCGAAGGAGGAAACAGGCCGGGGAUCGGAACCGCCUGGUUGUCCUGUGUGGGGGAGGCGCGUGGACAGCGCGACAGCGGCAGUUGAGGCUAUUGAGUUGAAGCAGUGAAAACUUCCAAGAACCUUAUGAAGCAGGUGCGUAGGAAUAAAUCUGGGGGGCCUCCCCCAAAGAAGGUUUCCGCCUCUGGAAAAGACAGAAGUGCCGCAGCAGUAGAGACUGCAGAAGAAACCAGACAAAUUGACAUUCUCAGUUCCAAACUGUUGGCUCAGAAGCGGCCGCUUCAAGGUCCGAGCAGUGUGGGAAGUGGCGCUGGUGGGAGUGCUAAUGAUGCCAAAAGGCCAAAGCUCUUGCCUGAAGUGAGUCCUCGCCAGGAAUCUGAAGAUGAGGAUUCCGAAGACAGUGAUUAUGAGAGAGUGGAGAGUGAUAAUGAUGACAGUGAUGAUACAGAUAGUAGUAGCGAUGAUGACGAUGAUGACAAUGAAGAAACUGGCAGCGAUGCCUCAGAAAGCAGUCAUGAAGAGCCAGAUGCUCAGGAAACAACUAGCCAGCCCUCCACAAAUCAUGAUUUAACAAAAGAAUUGUCUUCGAUGUCUUUUGAAGAGCUGCUGCAGUUGAGAAACAAGGUUGGCACCAAGGCUUAUCAGCGGAUGACGACUGGGAAGAAAUUGCCCAAUGCCACCAAAAAGGAGAAGAGGCAGUGCUCAGACAAACACAGGCCACUGGAAAUUUCAGCCAAGAAACCAGCUCCCUUUCUGCGGCAAGUGGUGCCUGUUAGAAAGAAGGUGCCCCGAGACCCCCGCUUUGACAGCCUCUCUGGGGAGUACAAGCCAGAAGUGUUUGAAAAGACCUAUGGCUUCUUGAAUGACCUCCGGAAGAAGGAGAAAGAGGCAGUUCAGAAGCAGCUGAAACGGAGUCGGAACGUGGAGCAGCAAAGCAAGUUGCAAGGGCUCCUGAAGCGAAUGACACAGCAGGAGAAUGCACAGAGGAAACGCCAGAAGGAGAGAGAAAAGGACCUUGCUUUGAAGAGGCAGAGGAGGGAGCUGGCCCAGCAAGGGAAGAAGCCCUUCUAUCUAAAGAAAUCUGAUAAGCAGAAAUUGGAACUGGCUGAGAAGUACAAAGAGCUGAAGAAGAGUGGGAAACUGGAGAGCUUCCUGAGCAAGAAGAGGAGAAGGAAUGCCACUAAGGACAAAAAGAGAUUGCCUUUUAAGAAGGAUGUUUAAUCUCUAGCUGUGGGGGGAGGGGGGGGAAUCUCUGGCUGUGUCAGGUUUGCAGGCAGCUUUGUCAUGGGUGCACAUCUGCUGGUGUAAAUCAAAUCUGGACUGUAUCUCAUAAACCCCCAGCAAGGUAGCCUUGAACAAUCCAUGUUCCUGCCAGUUUGCCAAGAGAAUUCCCAUCCAAUUAACAAAUGAGUCUGAGCAAAACCAAGCCAUCGUGUCCCCAGUCUCCAAGCAUCCUUUUAAGUAGGGAUGUGCAUGGAACCGCGGCCAGGCGGUCCAGAAGUGGUGGGCUUGGCACUUAACCCCCCCCAUCCCCGCCGCAUUUCCCCCACCAGCGUCGUUUAUUUCCAAAAACCUUCGGGGCGGCAGCAUACCUCCCUGCCGCCCCGUUGCCCUCAUUGGCUGGAAGGGGCCAGAAGUACUGGGCGUGCAUGCGCCCCUUGCGUGUGCGCCCAUCUGCCAUGCACAUGUGCACGUGCAAUGGGUGCAUGCGCGCCCGGUACUUCUGGCCACUUCCAGCUGAUGAGGGCAAUGGGGAGGCAGGGAGGCACGCUGCUGCCCCGAAUGUUUUGGAAAUAAACAACACCAGCAGGGGAAAUGCAGCGGAGGGGGGAGUAAGUGCACCCUCCCCCUGCCCUUAAAGUGCCAAGCCUUCGAAUUUCGAACCGGCCCCGGCAUUCGAACCGGUUCGUGCACAUCCCUACUUUUAAGUACUAACUUUUCUUUAGCCUCCAGUGAGGGUGGAGUGGGGGGGGGAUUCUGUUGCUCGCCCGAUGUUGCCUCCACUUCUUCCUCCUUCCAGGGGCCAACCUUAAAGGUUAGCUCACAGGAUGGGAGACGUUUGCCACUGUCAGCUUUCAACCCUCUCUGCUUCUCCCAAGAGACACCACCUUUGCUGCCAGUCCUUUAGUUCUUCCACUAUGCAGCCAGCGUAGGCAUGGGAAUGCCUUGGUCUUCAGCCAUCUACCUACUUGGGGAAAUCUUCAACCCAUACCCCCUUUCCCUGUAGCCUUCCUGCUGCCGCCUAUCAGUGCUGUUUGGCUCUGUUGCCUGUUUUCUCUUCUUAGCCUCCACAGGAACUUUCAGAGUCCCCGAGUAAGCCGUGUGCAUUGGUUGCUCACAUCAGUCUUGCACCAGGCUGCAAGCAAGAGCCUUCCAUAAGGUGGUAACAGUGACACUGCUACUGUGUUCUGUGUGGAGGGAAGGCACAGAGGACUGUCAGUUCUGUUCUUUAGGAAAACAUAGAUCUCUUUUCCAGCCUGCUCAGAUCCUGGCGGGGGACAACUGUUUCCUUUUUUUAAAAUGAAUGUCCAAGCAUAUAACGUUGGGCUGGCCCCUGAGCAAUGUCCUUGAAAUUUUGCACAGAGGUACUAAUCGCAGGGCCUCAUUACUCUGGGGACAAACAGGCAGCGAUCAUUUAGGCAUUGUUCCUUGGAUAACUAAUUGGCACAAUAUCUCUUGUAGUAACGUUUCUCUGAACUUAUCUCCAAAUAAAGUUAUUUUAACAAAAGCAAA